GUACCGACGCAGUCACUGUACAAUAAUUUUCACCAAUCGUUUUUUGUUUCAUUAGCUAUUUAGGUAUUUAUCAAAAUGUUUGAUAAAAUAAUAUUUAUGAGUUUCUUAUUAAUAAUACUUUUACAUAAGAGUAAAUCAACGACAGUUUAUAAAUGUGGUUCGAAAAAUAAAGAAGUUUUGAAUAAUACCCUGGUGAUGUUUGAAAAUUGUACUAUAUCUAGAUGUCCGUUAAAGAAAAACAGUACUAUGCACAUUGAAAUAAAAUUUAAACCAGAUAAAAAAAAUGUAUGUACAAAUAUCAUCGAAGAAGAUGGAACGAAGAAAAAUUGUCCUUUACAAAAAGGUAGUACAUAUAUAUACAAAGAUGAUAUAUACAUAAUUGAAACAUAUCCAAAGUUUAAGAUAGAUGUACAUUGGAGUCUAAAGGAUCCCAUUUCAAGAAAUGUUAUUACUUGCUUUGAAGUACCAGCAAAAAUUAUUGAUUAAUAUUUGAAUAGUUAAUGCUCUUAUUUAUGUGCCAAUAACUACUUGCCAAGCAUUCAAUU
Molecule: messenger RNA, 545 nt
Organism: Sipha flava (yellow sugarcane aphid)
Lineage: Eukaryota; Metazoa; Arthropoda; Insecta; Hemiptera; Aphididae
Product: ecdysteroid-regulated 16 kDa protein-like
Exons: 5
Coding region: 76-486 (136 amino acids)
Biological process (GO): sterol transport
Molecular function (GO): sterol binding
Source: RefSeq, a predicted model, not a curated record